This is a messenger RNA of Myripristis murdjan (pinecone soldierfish), 1719 nucleotides long. RefSeq names its product Ig-like V-type domain-containing protein FAM187A. Lineage: Eukaryota; Metazoa; Chordata; Actinopteri; Holocentriformes; Holocentridae. The record is from RefSeq and is a predicted model, not a curated record. The transcript is spliced from 9 exons.
AUGGUGACUCCGUCUUGCUCCGGGUCCCGUUCCCUCUUCUUCCUCUUCCUCCUCGUCUUCCUCCUGGUCCUGUGCUGUGAGGUCUGCAGCUACGAGGCUCCUGAAGAUAAGGAGGAUGUGUUUGCUAGAAGAGCCUGUCCUGCCUUCCUGUCCUUCACCAACGCCGCCUACCUGGCAGGAGUUACCGUGGAGCUGCCGUGCCACUGCAAACCGCCGCAGGUCCACUCGGUUGUGUGGUUUCACAAGAAGCACUGGGGGGGCUCAGAGGACACCCGCCUGCUGUCAGAUCACCAUGGCAACAAGCUGCUGGACUCCAGCCGGGUCCCUCACAGCGGCGACCUGCGGAGCCGAUUCUCCAUCCGUCUCUUCAGCCUGCUGAUCUUCAGGGCGGGGCCCGACGACUCCGGCGUCUACCUCUGCGGCUCCGCCCACCGAGACUUUUUCUAUGGUUACGACCUGGACAUCCAGGAAGCGCACACGCUCCGCUUCAUGCCGAGGUGACUCGCCCGGACGGGGCCGCAGGGAGGAGCGGCGGACGGGCCGGGCGCUCCUCAGCCGCUGUACCGGUUCUUCACCAGCUACCGGCGCUGGUCGGUGUGCGAUCGCUGCGGGGAGCCGGGCGAGCAGGUCCGAGCGGGACUUUGCUACGUCCACUCUCGCUUCCUGCACGUGCGCUACAGGCGGACCAAUCACACGGCUGCCUCCUGCGGCUCGGGGGCGGUGCCGAGGGCCUUCGGCUUGUCCCGGCUGGGGAGCAGAGGUGGGGCUGAGAUGGAGGUCAGAAGGUGUCAAGUGAAGUGCCCACCUCAACCUCCUCCCUCCCCCAAACUCCUGGCUCUGAUGGCUUUCCUGGGCUACAGUUCCUCCUCCCGUCCAGCAGAGGUGCCAGUGUACUAUCUGAACCACCCGGCUGAGCGGGUCCUGACCCUCGGCUGCCCCGGGGCACGACCCAACCUGGCCGUGGCCUGGGACCGCGAAUCUGAGCCCAUCUACCGCUCUGAGCACCACGUGCUGGGUCGCAACGUCAGCGGCGCCCCCCCCAGGCUGCUCAUAGACAUGGGACACCACCUGGUGUUCACACCCGCCAAGACGGAGGACUCAGGCGUCUACUACUGCUGGCUGCAGGGCCGCCGCACCGCCGAGAUCCGUCUGCUGGUUUAUGUGCGUUUGGGGCGGGGCCAGUCCGUGACAUCACAUCCUGACUUCCUGUUGGCUCUGAGGAUGGUGCUGGCGGCGUACAGCGUCAUGACAGCCGUCUUCACUCUGCUGGUGCUGCUCAGAGCUGGACUCCACAUUUUGAGAGACGCUGGACGGAACAAAUUACAUCGACCCCGCGAGGUGGUCCAUGUGGUGAUGUGCAUCGUGGCCUCUGAUGCGCACCCCGUGGCCGUGGUGGCGGGGAUCAGUCAGAGAGCCCCUACCACUAACAUGGAAGACCCAGCCAGCACUGACAGACUUCUGGCAGUAAUUGAAAAGAAUGCCCCACAAAUUCUUGUAGAGUACAAAGGGACAGGCAUUCUUUCUGUGCCUUCACGGAAACUACUUGUGAAGACCUGUGUCGGAGAUCUGCUGGAGAGUUACCCUCUUGGUGCAGAGAAGCCUGCUUUGGCAAAACCCAUCAUCACCACGUUCCCAUUCCUGACUGUCAAAGUUGCAGGAAAAGAUACGAGCAUUUCUAUGAUCCACUCUCCCACUGUGGAUUCCAAGAGACCAAACUGA